AUGAGGCCCUCUCUCGAAUCGCCGGCUGCCGCCAAGUCCCUCAAUCUUCCUGCUACCAUCGUCGUGCCCCUGUCCACCUCCCCGCUCAUGGUCUCUAAGCUACGUGACCUUGGUGCCCAAGUUCACCAGUUUGGCGCUAGCUGGGCCGAAGCCGACGCUCACCUGCGUGAGGUUGUCAUGCGAGAUGAUGCCGCCGGUGUCUAUGUCCCACCAUUCGACCAUUCUGACAUUUGGGCGGGUGCCGCCACCAUGAUCGAUGAGUUGUCCGUGCAGAUGGACGUGCCGGUCCACGGCAUCGUGUGUAGUGUCGGCGGCGGCGGCUUGCUAAACGGCAUCAUGGCCGCCGUGGAAACGGAAGGCGCUGCGAGUCUGCGAGAAUGCGUCCGGACCGGCACCCAUGCUACCCUCGAUAGCAUCACCUCCAUCGCUACCUCGCUUGGAGCCCGCAAAGUUUCUGCCAAAACGUUUGAGUGGCUGGCCAACUCGAACCUAUCCUCUAUUGCCGUCGAGGAUUGGGAGGCGGCCAUGAGCUGCGUAUAUUUUGCUGACGAUGCCCGCUUCGUUGUCGAGGCUGCCUGCGGGGCUACCCUCGCUCCCGCCUACUUUCCCUCUCCUUCCGGAACUAACAGACUUCGAGACGCUUUCGAAAGACUCGAAUUCCCCUGGGACGAGCACAACGUCGUGCUGGUUAGUGUGUACGGCGAUAUUGCGGCCGCUGCCGGAUCCAGCGGAGCCAAAGCCAAGACCGCCACCACGAAUGGCAAUCACCUAGCUUGA
Molecule: messenger RNA, 777 nt
Organism: Parascedosporium putredinis
Lineage: Eukaryota; Fungi; Ascomycota; Sordariomycetes; Microascales; Microascaceae
Source: the annotation of a GenBank genome assembly